AUGAUAGGGCCCACCAUUCUGCAUCAUCAACACGAACUGUGUCUCAAUCACGACGAAGUUGCGAGUGUGGCGAUCUUUCUGUAUGACUAUCUGCUAACCCUGACCGGGGAAAUUACAAUGAUAUGGCCAUCACGAAGAAGUCUUGGAAAGAUCUUCUUCCUGGUCGCUCGCUAUUCCGUCUUCUUCGACAUCGCAAUCGCCUUCGCAUGGAACGUCCAUGACUCCAUUGCAUACUAUGUUCCAACAUGCAUUGUUUUCCGGACCGUCUCCCAACUGUUAGCGCUCAUCGGAAUCAUUGCGUCUGAAGCGGCUCCAAAGGCAUCAUGGCUAGCUGCGUUUGCGCACUCUUAG
This is a messenger RNA of Coprinopsis cinerea okayama7#130, 351 nucleotides long. RefSeq lists its product as hypothetical. The record is from RefSeq and is a predicted model, not a curated record. Lineage: Eukaryota; Fungi; Basidiomycota; Agaricomycetes; Agaricales; Psathyrellaceae. The transcript is spliced from 7 exons. Bases 1 to 351 code for a protein of 116 amino acids.